Messenger RNA from Hydractinia symbiolongicarpus, 1698 nucleotides. RefSeq lists its product as uncharacterized. Gene Ontology annotation, biological process: DNA integration. The transcript has a single exon. Lineage: Eukaryota; Metazoa; Cnidaria; Hydrozoa; Anthoathecata; Hydractiniidae. Bases 1 to 1698 code for a protein of 565 amino acids. The record is from RefSeq and is a predicted model, not a curated record. Gene Ontology annotation, molecular function: nucleic acid binding.
AUGUUCGUCCUAGGCUGCCCUUCAUUAAUCAUAACAGUCGACCAUAAACCCCUCGCUCCUAUUUUCAACAGUCGCGCUCUAGAGAAAAUCGAAAAUCCUAGAGUGUUUAAGUUCCGUGAAAAAACGCUUAUGUACAAUUUCAAAGUUAUCCCCAUACCUGGAGAACUAAAUCCUGCGUCUGACGCAACGUCACGAAUGAAACCCAUCGCAUCUGUUGACCUCGACAAUCAUAUCGCCUACAUUGAAGAGGAAAUUACCCUCGAACGACCCACUGACACUAUUCGUCUUGAAACUAUCCGUAAACACGCACAAACGGACAAAAAUUACCACCAUCUAUGCCAGCUUAUCGAAGAGGGAUUCCCAACGAAUAAAGAAUCAGUUCCAUCAAAUCUACGCGAGUUCUGGUCUCUACGUGAACGCCUGUAUACCAGUAAUGAUUUAAUCUUCUCCAAGGGGAUACCACUCGUACCGAAAUCUCUUCGACAACGUCUUCUCGAUGAGCUCCAUGUCGGUCACCAAGGAGUUUCCUCAAUGAAAAGCAACGCUAGACAACGUUUCUUCUGGUCAGGUAUGAACUCGGACAUACAAAACAAACGUCUCAACUGCCGAAGAUGCAACGAGACCGCCCCAUCACAAUCGAAAGAACCAGCCGAACAGCCACCUCAACCAUCCUACCCGUUUCAGCUAGCCGUCACGGACAUCUUUCAUAUGGUAGGGCAAAGAUACCUGAUUUACACUGACCGCUUCUCUGGUUGGACCGAAGUCGCCUGUCUACGAGCCUCAUCGAAUGCAGCAACCGUCAAAAACAUUCUGCGUCAAUACUUCAGCACCUUUGGUAUCCCAGAAGAAAUUGCAUCCGAUGGAGGUCCGCCAUACGAAUCAAACGAGUUCAACGCGUUCCUCAACAACUGGGGAAUACGUCACAGAUUAUCGUCAGCAUACCUACCGGAAAGUAACGGAAGAGCCGAGGUAGCUGUAAAAACCAUGAAACGCAUCCUCACAUCGAACGUCAGUCCAACUGGUUCUCUCGAUACCGAAGCAGUAACCAAAGCACUCCUACUUCACCGGAACACGCCUGCACCAGACAUGGGAAUUUCUCCAGCCGAGUUACUGUUUGGAAGAAACCUCCCUGACCAUCUACCACAACCAAUCACUUUCAGAAGGGAGUGGUCCGACCUUGCUGACGCACGUGAAAUGACACACGCCCGUCGAUUUGAACUGUCAAACAAGGGGGAUCGACACUCGCUACAACACCUACAGGUCGGUGAUUCGGUCGCGAUCCAAAACCAACACGGCAACCAUCCCAAUAAAUGGGACAAGACUGGCUGCAUUGCUGACGCAUUACCUCACAAACAAUACAGGGUUAUUGUGGAUGGAAGCCAGAGGUUAACAUUAAGAAACCGCCGGUUCCUUCGAAAAAUUCCACAAGAAUGCACCAAAGAUGUUGUUAUUCCCGAUUUAGUACCGGAAAUGAGAAAGUUGAAUGUCAAAGAAACUAAAAAUGGUGAACACACGAUUGUUCCCCCACAUAUACAAGAACAGCAAGAAGAAAUAAUGAACACAAACGACACAAAUAACGAUGAAAGCAAUGAACAUUCAACUGAGCAGGGAUCAACUCCUCCACCUGCUCCCUUACCAAGACGCUCAACACGAGAGAGACGGUUACCGUCUCCAUACAACGAUUUUUUUAUGAAAUAG